Messenger RNA from Micromonas commoda, 4849 nucleotides. RefSeq lists its product with no specific name. The transcript is spliced from 7 exons. Lineage: Eukaryota; Viridiplantae; Chlorophyta; Mamiellophyceae; Mamiellales; Mamiellaceae. Gene Ontology annotation, biological process: DNA-templated transcription. Gene Ontology annotation, cellular component: RNA polymerase I complex. Gene Ontology annotation, molecular function: DNA-directed RNA polymerase activity; DNA binding. The record is from RefSeq and is a predicted model, not a curated record. The annotation marks the transcript as partial.
AUCGUGUCCACGUCCUUCUCCUUUUACGACGCCGAGGAGGCGAGGCGCAUCAGCGUCAAGCGCAUCAGCAACCCCGUCCUCUUCGACGCGCUCAACAACCCGGUUCAGGACGGACUGUACGAUCCCGCGCUCGGACCCAUCGACAAGAAGGGGUCUUGCGCCACGUGCAGGCUUAGCGCCAUGCACUGCCCGGGCCACUUCGGCCACAUCGAGCUCGCCGUCCCGGUCUACAACCCCCUGACCUUCGGCACCGUGGUCAGGCUGCUCAGGGGGAUGUGCCUCCACUGCCACCGAUUCAAGAUGGGCGCGGACAGGGUCGCGGCGUACUCGCGCAAGAUGCAGCUCAUCCGCGCCGGCGACCUGAACGCCGCGGCGGAGAUAUCCACCGUCGGCGUCUCCAAGCAGGUCCGCGAGGCCAUCGCCGAGCUCGAGGAGGACGGACUCGGUAGGGACGUGGCGGACGUGGACACGACGGCUGACCGGGUCGUGUGGACCACGAACUCCAUGGUGGAGUCCCGCGAUCUGAUCCGAAAUUUCCUCGCCUCCGUGCCGGCCAAGUGCGAGAACUGCGGGUGCUGCUCCCCCAAGGUGACCCCCGAGGGGGCGAACAAGAUUUACCGCCAGGCGCUGACCAACAAGCAGCGCGAGGCCAACGCCUCGCUCGGGAUCGACCUGGACGGCGAACUCGCGGACUCCGACGACGACGGCUCUGGCUCGGACGACUCCUCCGACUCCUCUGUCUCGGACAGCGACUCCGACUCCGGCGGCUCGGACGAAAAGAAGAGCGAGAAGAAGAAGGUGCGCGUGGACAACGCGACGCAGCAGGCGGGUAAGCAGGUCUUCAUCACCCCGAUCGAGGCUCGCGCGCUCCUCAAGAGGCUGUGGGCGAGAGAGUACGACUUCUGCUCGAUGGUCUGGGCCGCGGCGCCUCCCACGCACGGGCUGACCAAGGGCGCGAAGGAUCCCAUCGUGAACCGAUCCGAUCCCGCCCGGUUCUUCAUGCAGACGGUGCUCGUGACCCCGUGCAAGCUUCGACCGCCGAGCAGGAUGGGAGACAUGAUGUUCGAACACCCGCAGAACACGCACCUCAACGCGAUUAUCCAGGCGAACCUGACCCUGGCGGAGCUCUUCCGAAAGCCUCCGACGGUCCCGGAGCCCCCCGAGGUUCGCGCGCAGCGCGCGGUCCGCGCGUGGCUCACCCUCCAGAGCGGCGUGAACAAGCUGAUCGACUCGUCCAGGGAGGGCGGCGAGGCGGGCGGUCCGGGGAUCCGGCAGCAGCUGGAGAAGAAGCAGGGCCUCUUUCGCAUGAACAUGAUGGGCAAGCGCGUGAAUUACGCCGCCCGCUCGGUGAUCAUGCCCGAUCCGUACCUUCGAACGUCCGAGAUCGGCGUUCCUCCCGUGUUCGCGAAGAAGCUCACGUUUCCGGAGCACGUCACCGAACACAACGUGGACCUGAUGCGCAAGCUGGUUGAAAACGGCCCGGAGAUUCACCCCGGGGCUAACGCCAUCGAGGACGAGCGCGGCCGCGUCAUCCACCUCGACAGGUUCACCGCGGAGAAGCGCGCGGCGAUCGCCAAGACUCUGCUCGCGGCGCCCGCGCCCGUCAGCGGGUCCCGCCCCCUCGCCAAGAAGGUCUACCGCCACCUCCGCGACGGCGACGUGCUGCUGGUGAACCGUCAGCCCACGCUGCACAAGCCGGGUAUCAUGGCGCACACCGCGAAGGUGUUACCCGGCCAGAGGACCAUCCGAAUGCACUACGCCAACUGCAAGACGUACAAUGCCGAUUUCGACGGCGACGAGAUGAACCUCCACUUCCCCCAGGACCACCUCGCGAGGGCCGAGGCGUACGAGAUCGUGCGAGCGGACCAGCAGUACACGGUACCCACGGACGGCUCCCCACUGCGCGGGCUGAUCCAGGACCACGUCGUGGCCGGUGUUUUGCUGACGAAACGCGACACGUUUCUCGACCGGGAGGAGAUGCGGCAGGCGCUGUAUUCGGCGCUUGUCGAUUACGCCGACGAGGACAAAGGGGGGGGGUCCGCCAGGGGGCACUCGAUCACCGUGCCCCCGCCGGCGAUCGUGCAUCCGAGGGAGCUGUGGACGGGCAAGCAGGUGAUAUCGGCGGUGCUCGAUCACAUCACCCACGGCCGACCGGAUAUGACGAUGAGCCACGGGUGCAAGGUGCCCGCCAACUACUGGGGCGGCGAGAACUCCGGCGAGGGCGAGUUUAUCCUUCGCAAAAACUACGUGUGCUGCGGCAUCGUGGACAAGAACACGUUCGGCAACAAGGGGCUCGUGCACGCCGUCGCCGAGCUGCACGGGCGCGUGCUCGCGGGGGACCUGCUGUCCGUGUUGUCCCGGCUGCUCACCGUGUGGCUGCAAAAGUGGGGCAUGACGUGCGGACUCGACGAUCUCAUCCUCACGCCCGAGGCGGAGGUGGGCCGAGCCGAGGAGCUCGCCAAGGCGGCCGCCGCGUGCAGAAGCGCGGCGGCCACGUUCGCCGAGGCUGACGAGAACGUCCCGGACGCGGCGCUCCAACAGCAGAUCGCCGCUAGGCUCGCCGAGCGAGAGGGCGCGGAGGCUAUCCUCGACAUGCGGUCGUCGGGCGCGCUGAACAAGAUCACGUCAGCCGCGGUGACCAAGUGCCUGCCGCACGGAACCAAGAAGCCGUUCCCGAAGAACUGCCUGUCGUUGAUGACGCAGUCGGGGGCGAAGGGUUCCAUGGUGAACUUCUCGCAGAUCGCGGCGUGCUUGGGGCAGCAGGAGCUGGAGGGCCGCCGAGUGCCCCGCAUGAUUUCCGGCAAGACUCUGCCGUGUUUCCAGCCCUUUGACCUGUCCCAGCGCGCGGGCGGGUACAUCGAGGACCGAUUCUUCUCAGGUCUCAGGCCCCAGGAGUACUUCUUCCACUGCAUGGCGGGGCGCGAGGGACUCGUCGACACCGCGGUCAAGACGGCUCGUUCGGGGUACCUGCAGCGGUGCAUGAUCAAGAACCUGGAGACGCUUAGGGUGCACUACGAUCACACCGUCCGCGACUGCGACGGAUCCGUGGUGCAGUUCCAGUACGGCGAGGACGGCGCGGACGUGACCAAGAGUUCGUACGCGAGCGAUUUCCAGUUUCUCGCGGACAACGCCGAGCUCGUCAAGGCCAACUUGCGGGAAGCGGAGGCUGGCAGGGCCGAGGGCAAAGGGGCGAGCAUCAAGGCUGACCUCAAGUCCGUCAAGGGGGUGGUCGAGAGGAAGCCUCCGGAGAAGAAGCAGUCCCUCGUCGCGCAGGCUGGCGUGACCCGCGAGGAGUUCAAGCGCCUGAUGAACUACCGCUACCUCAACCAGCUCGCCGCGCCGGGCGAGGCGGUCGGUUGCAUCGCGGGCCAAUCCGUCGGCGAACCGUCCACGCAGAUGACCCUCAACACCUUCCACUUCGCCGGCCGCGGCGAGGCCAACGUGACGCUCGGAAUCCCCCGCCUUCGCGAGCUCCUCAUGGCCGCCGCGAAGAAGCUCGCGACGCCGGUCAUGACCCUGCCCCUGCUCCCGCACGCCCAGACGAUGGAGCAGGCGGAGAACCUCGCCAGGCGGCUUCGCAGGGUUCGCCUCGCGGAACUCAUCCGGAGACUCUCGGUAACCGAAAACCCGUGCGGGACGUCGCACUCGGGCACCGGUAAGCUCGCACGGACGUACACGGUGUCGAUGCAGCUCCGCGGGCCGAAGACCGGCGAGGACGACGACGACGACGACGCCAGCGCCGACGAUAUGGCCAAAUCGUUCAGGAGGGACUUCGCGAAGCGGCUGUACGGCCGGAUCAAGCUGGAGCUUCGACGCGUGGGCGCCAACGCGGGGAGGAUCGAGGUUUCCAAGGCUGAGAGGGCCGACCGAGGGGCGACCGGCGGCGGCGGCGACGACGACGACGACGACGCCGAGAGGGCGGUCAAGUCGAAGAAGGACGACAAGGAGGACGGCGAGGACGCCUCCGACGACGAGGACGAGGAGGACGAAGAGGCCGCCGAGGACGGCGACGGCGACGCCAUGGACGAGGAAUCCGACUCCGACUCCGACUCCGACUCGGGCUCCGACUCGGGCUCGGACUCGGGCUCGGGCUCGGGCUCCGAGGAUGACGACGGUGACGACACAUCCGGCGCCCGGGAGGAGCCCAAAAAGAAGCCAAAGGCGCCGGCCAAGCCCCGCGCCUCCUCGCGUUCCGUCGGCGGGGACCUCCUCGAGUCCCUCGAGGACAUCGUGGAGACCGUCAACGUCGAUCGCGAGACCCGCACGUGCGUCCUGACGCUGUCCCUCAAGCUCACCGCGCCGCAGCUUCUCGUCCUCGAGCUCUGCGAAAAGGUUGCGUCGGAGACAAUCGUCAGGUCCGUCCCCGGCAUCGACAAGACGUACGUCGUCGGGAAACUGCCAAGCGACGACCCAACGGGCAAGGACCCGCUGCGGAUCCAGACGGACGGCGUCAACUUCGCCGCCGCGUGGGCCAACGACGACCUCGUGGACUGCACCAAGCUCACCACCAACGACGUCUACGCGAUGUUACAAACGUACGGCGUGGAAGCCGCGAGGCAGACGCUGGUGCAGGAGGUGAGGAACGUGUUCGGGGUGUACGGCAUCGGAGUGGACGCCAGGCACCUGACCCUCAUCGCCGAUUUCAUGAUGCAGCAGGGCAACUACCGCCCGUGCAGCCGCGCGGGCAUCGAGACGUCCCCUUCGCCGUUUCUCAAGAUGUCCUACGAGACGGCGGCGGCGUUUUUGGUCGACGCGACGAUGAAGGGUGCCGAGGACACGCUCGAGUCUCCGAGCUCCAGGAUCGUCAUGGGACGGGUCCCGGACCUCGGGACCGGGUCGUUCGGGCUGA